Penicillium nucicola is the source of this 1629-nucleotide messenger RNA. Its product is annotated as putative MFS myo-inositol transporter. Lineage: Eukaryota; Fungi; Ascomycota; Eurotiomycetes; Eurotiales; Aspergillaceae. Gene Ontology annotation, molecular function: myo-inositol:proton symporter activity. Bases 1 to 1629 code for a protein of 542 amino acids. The transcript has 3 exons. Gene Ontology annotation, cellular component: membrane. Gene Ontology annotation, biological process: transmembrane transport. The record is from RefSeq and is a predicted model, not a curated record.
AUGACAAUCUCAGAUGAGCAAGACACAUCGGGCCCCAACGCACCCUUGCUCGCCUCCCCGUAUGCUCGAGACCACGGCCAUGAAGACCAUGGCAAUGAAAGCCUGGCCUCCGAACUGGAAUACUCCGGGGGCUGGUUCAUAUGGGCGUUGACCUUCUCAGCAGGAAUAAGUGGUCUCCUCUUUGGAUAUGACACAGGAGUCAUCUCCUCCACUUUGGUGACAGUCGGCACAGAUCUCUCAAACCGAACAUUGACAACUCUUGACAAAAGCUUAAUUACAUCAUGUACAAGCCUAUUUGCGUUAAUAGCUAGUCCUUUCACCGGGGUUUUAGCAGACAAGCUUGGCCGUCAGAAAGUUAUACUUGGCGCAGAUGCACUAUUUGCUCUAGGGGCUUUGGUACAGGCUUUAACAACCCAGGUUUGGGGCAUAAUUCUGGGGAGGAGUAUUGUUGGACUUGCGAUUGGGAGCGCAAGUGCGGUUACUCCAUUGUAUAUUUCUGAGUUGGCACCAUCAAGUGCGAGAGGAAGACUUGUCACUAUUCUCAGUCUGUUUAUCACCGGUGGGCAGGUGAUAGCAUACAUAGUUGGCUGGCUUUUCUCCAGCUCACCUGGGGGCUGGCGCUGGAUUGUAGGCCUUGGAGCACUCCCCGCCUUUUUUCAGCUUGCGAUUCUUGCUUUCCUACCCGAGACGCCUCGGUGGCUAGUCCAGGCUGGAUUUGAUACCCAAGCAAAGGCAGUUCUACGCAAGAUCUACCAGGGCUGCCCUGGAUGUGAGGGCGUGACAGACAGGGUCUUGCACGAUAUCAAUAAGGAGAUUGAUGAAGAAGUAUCGGAGUUAGGGCAAGGAAAAGAUCGUGGUACCAAACCACAAUGGUUGCAUGAUACCCUUGAACGCGGGCAGCAGUUAUUCCAAGGCGGAAAUAGGAGAGCAUUGAUUAUUGCAAUGAUGCUUCAGGCAGUCCAGCAACUAUGUGGCUUCAACAGUCUGAUGUACUUCUCCGCAACGAUAUUCUCAGCUCUGUCGUUCUCAUCCCCGACCUUGGUUUCUCUUUCAGUGGCGUUGACCAACUUCAUAUUCACGCUUCUUGCAUUUGCAUUCAUUGACAGAAUUGGGCGUCGACGCAUUUUACUUUAUUCCAUGCCCGUCAUGACGAUUGCCCUCAUUGUCUGCGCGCUGUCAUUUUCUUCCUUGAAAGAUGUAUGGAAUAAGCAACCACCAACACGACACGAAGAGGCCCCUGACGAUUCUGGAUCUCUCAUGCCGCUUGCUAUCUUGUUCUGCCUUACCGUAUACACUGCGGCUUACGCCUUUGGCCUCGGAAACGUUCCAUGGCAACAAUCAGAACUCUUCCCUCUGAGCGUGCGCUCUCUUGGCUCAUCAUUGGCCACUGCCACUAAUUGGGGAUCAAACUUCAUUAUUGGCCUUACGUUCUUACCCAUGAUGGAAUGGAUCUCACCGUCGUGGACUUUCCUUGUCUAUGCACUAGUCUGCGUAGCUGGAUGGGCUGCAGUAUGGGCAAUCUACCCGGAGAUGAGCGGACUCAGUCUUGAAGAAGUGAAAGGUCUUUUGGUAGAGGGCUGGGGCGUUCAAGAAAGCCUGCAACGAAGGCGUGUUGCACCUCAUACUUAA